Molecule: messenger RNA, 967 nt
Organism: Paramuricea clavata
Lineage: Eukaryota; Metazoa; Cnidaria; Anthozoa; Malacalcyonacea; Plexauridae
Source: the annotation of a GenBank genome assembly
AUGCUCCAUGAUCUGAGGUACGACGAACAAUGUAUUAAAUAUGUAAAAAAGAAAAUAAUUGCUACUUGUAUUCGCACGUCGUAUUAUAUAUUCUGUAGACGAAACAAAGACUGGAACAACCCAGAACUUUUAAACUUUUAACUAAAUUUAAAAGAUUUUCACCUGUAUAUAUAUUUUAGCUUUAAACUCAAUUCAAGUGGUCAUCGAUAAGCUACCUUUUAUUAAGUGAGGUUUAUCAAUGUAUAUAUAGUAUAUCGUAAAUAUCUAAUAAAAAGUUUCCAUUAUUAUUAUUAUUAUUAUUAUUAUUAUUAUUAUUAUUAUAAUAAUAAUAAUCCGAAAAAUAAAAUUCUACUAUACAGUCGUUACUUGCUGUCAAAGAUAUCCUGGGACUUCACUGUUUCUGAUAUACCUAAGACCUGGAUCUGCGAAACGUUAGACAGUAUUGCGACAAAAUAUAUCCGAAAAUGGCUGGAACUUCCCGUCUCUGCAACCCUUAGCAACGUGUUGCUUCCACAAAACAAAUUUGGUCUGAAUAUUAUUCUCCCUUCGACAAAAUUUAUCCAAUGUCAAACUGUCUCUCGAUCAGCUUUAAAAUACUCACCAAACGUAGAUAUUAACAAUCUAUGGGCGGUGACGAGCACCAACAAGAACGUACAGUAUGAUAUUUACAAAGACACAAAAGACGUACUUAAGGCAGUUAGAAAAGAAAACGAACAAAGACUUCAAAACCACCUCAUUUCGCAAGGUUCUUUCUUUUCCAGUAUCAUGAAUCAUUCCACAUCCACAUUCAACUCUUUAUGGUCAUCCGUUCAGAGCAAACUUCCGAAAAACAUUUUUAACUUCACCAUCCGAUAUAUCAAUAACACACUUCCAACACGAAAGAACCUAUCAAAAUGGGGACUAUCAUCAACAUCCGAUUGCUCUUUCUGCUCCUCACCCGAAACGCUGCUCCAUGUGAUUGCUGGAU